Oncorhynchus tshawytscha (Chinook salmon) is the source of this 1223-nucleotide messenger RNA. RefSeq names its product wingless-type MMTV integration site family, member 9B (gene wnt9b). The record is from RefSeq and is a predicted model, not a curated record. Gene Ontology annotation, molecular function: frizzled binding; cytokine activity. The transcript is spliced from 4 exons. The coding region runs from base 115 to 1182 and encodes 355 amino acids. Gene Ontology annotation, biological process: neuron differentiation; multicellular organism development; cell fate commitment. Lineage: Eukaryota; Metazoa; Chordata; Actinopteri; Salmoniformes; Salmonidae. Gene Ontology annotation, cellular component: extracellular region.
GCCUGCCGCAGUGGACCGAAGUUUGUGUGGGCCACUUAGAGGUGAGCCUGCCAGACGGCACAGACUUUCCCAGUGCAGAAUCAGCGAGAUGAAGAGCAGCGUCGACCCGUCAUCAUGUGCUCUAGGCUCCCAAGGACUGCCUGCCUACUGCGACUCAUUGAGCUCUGCAUCCUCCUCUCGCACACUGCAGCAUAUUUUGGACUGACAGGCCGAGAGCCCUUGGUCUUUUUACCUGCCCCGUUCUCCAAUGAACCCCCAACGGGAAAAGCUCACCUAAAACAAUGCGAGCAGAUGACCCUGGCCCGUAGGCAGAAACGACUGUGUCGCCGCGAGCCGGGUUUGGCGGAGACGCUGCGUGAAUCAGUGCGCCUCAGCCUCUUGGAGUGCCGUUAUCAAUUCCGGAACGAGCGCUGGAACUGUAGCUUGGACGGCCGCGGGAGUCUUCUGAAAAGAGGCUUCAAGGAGACAGCCUUUCUUCUUGCGGUGUCUUCAGCGGCAUUGUCCCACGCACUAGCAAAGGCUUGCAGCUCAGGCCGAAUGGAGAGGUGCACAUGCGAUGACUCCCCAGGAAUACAGCAUCGUGAGGCAUGGCAGUGGGGGGUCUGUGGUGACAACUUGAAAUACAGCACCAAAUUUCUCAAGAAGUUCUUGGGCCAGAAGAGGGUCAGCAAAGACCUGAGGGCACAGAUCGACUCCCACAACAUUAACGUUGGAAUCCGGGCAGUGAAGAGUGGCCUGAAGACUACCUGUAAGUGUCACGGCGUCUCCGGUUCCUGUGCCGUGCGGACCUGCUGGAAGCAGCUGUCCCCGUUCCACGACACCGGGCGGCUGCUCAAGUUCCGCUACGACACGGCCGUGCGUGUGCUGAGUGUUACCAACGAGGCCACCGGGGAGACGGAGCUGGCGGCGCCGCGUCGCCAUGGCCAGAGCCACCGGUCCACUGACCUGGUGUUCCUGGAGGACUCCCCCAGCUUCUGCAGGCCGUCACGCUACUCUCCCGGCACGGCCGGACGCUCCUGUGCCAAGGACACCAGCUGCCAGAGCCUCUGCUGCGGGCGCGGCUACAACACGGCCAUGCACCUCACCACACUCUCCUGCCACUGCCAGGUGCGCUGGUGCUGCCAUGUAGAGUGCCAGACCUGUGUCAGGGAGGAGGAAGUGUACACCUGCAAAAAUACCUGAAAAGGGGGAGAGAUGGAGACAAAAAUGGGGAGAAAAAAUGG